AUGUGGUCGUCAAGCUUUGUAGCUUCUUUGCAUUUCUCGUCUCUUCCCAAAGUGUCUCUCUUCUUAUCUUCUUCUUCUUCUUCUUCUUCUUCUUCUUCUUCUUCUUAUUAUCAGAAGAACUGUAAGUUCCUCUGCUAUGCCCAAAAUCAACCAUCUACCAUUGGAAUCAAUUUCAGCAAGAGACAAUUGAAUCUCUCGAUUCUCACGCUCUUGUUCAAUGGGUUUGUAUUGGACCAUGCCAAAUCCAUCUCAGAAUCUGGAGAUCUUGAAAGAUACAAUGACUCCGAAAAUGGCUUCACUCUUCUCGUACCCUCUUCUUGGAUUAAGGUAGAGAAAGCAGGAGCAAACGCUCUGUUUGAAGAAGCAGAAGCUCGUAGCAACAAUAUAGGAGUUGUGGUGAGUCCUGUCCGUAUAAAGAGUCUUGAAGACUUUGGUACUCCUCAGUUUGUAGCUGAUAAGCUUAUCAACGCAGAGAAACGAAAGGAAAGCACAAAGGAAGCAGAAGUUGUAUCAGUGGGAGAGAGAUCAUCAGGAUCACAGAAAGUUUACGAAUUUGAGUACAAGAUCGAUAGCACGAGAGGAGGAAUCAAAAGGGUUUUUUCAGCUGCGUUUGUGAGCUCAAAGAAGCUUUAUCUAUUGAACGUUGUUCAUUCAGACAAACCAGAAGAUCCAUUGGAUUCAAGUACGAGAUUGGUGUUGGAACAAGUCCUUCACUCCUUUGAUGCUCUACCUCUCACAUGA
Molecule: messenger RNA, 741 nt
Organism: Microthlaspi erraticum
Lineage: Eukaryota; Viridiplantae; Streptophyta; Magnoliopsida; Brassicales; Brassicaceae
Source: the annotation of a GenBank genome assembly